Trematosphaeria pertusa is the source of this 1494-nucleotide messenger RNA. RefSeq names its product putative adenylate kinase. The transcript is spliced from 4 exons. The record is from RefSeq and is a predicted model, not a curated record. The coding region runs from base 300 to 1127 and encodes 275 amino acids. NCBI's taxonomy places the organism in Eukaryota, Fungi, Ascomycota, Dothideomycetes, Pleosporales, Trematosphaeriaceae. Gene Ontology annotation, cellular component: mitochondrion; cytoplasm. Gene Ontology annotation, molecular function: ATP binding; AMP kinase activity. Gene Ontology annotation, biological process: ADP biosynthetic process.
GUGCAACCAUAGAACCCCAGCUGCGUUAAAGUAGACCCGAGUGCUCGCUUUUCAGCCCUCGUUUGCGCAUAUCGCGUCGCCGUGGCCGCCAGUGCAUGGGGCAAUAUCGGUGUUUGACCGACCUCGGGACGCUAGCGGCCAAGCUUGCCUUCCACCCGAGCUCUUUCCAAGAAGUGCAACCUCACAAAGCUCCAACCUCACUUUUGUCCGACGCCAUUGUGCAUCCACCACAACCCCAUCUCCGCUGAACCGCAGUCCUCCCUCCCCUCCCCUCCCUAUUCUUCACAUACACCAGCACAAUGGCCCCAAUAACAGAGACGGUCGUCGACGAGCUCAAGAGCACCGUCUCGCGGCUCGAGGCGCGGAUCGCGGAGCUCGAGAAUAGACUGGCGGGUGGCUCAGGGAGCUCGACGGAGGGCGUGCGGAUGAUUUUGAUGGGCCCGCCUGGAGCUGGCAAGGGAACGCAGGCCCCGCGGCUCAAGGACAAGUUUUGCGUCUGCCAUCUCGCUACGGGAGACAUGCUGCGGGCACAGGUCGCAAAGAAGACGCCGCUCGGCCGGGAAGCAAAGAAGAUCAUGGACGCCGGUGGUCUCGUAAGCGACGAGAUUAUGGUGAACAUGAUCAAGAACGAGCUCGACAACAACACGGAGUGCAAGAACGGCUUCAUUCUUGACGGGUUCCCGCGAACGGUCACACAGGCCGAGAAGCUCGAUGAUAUGCUUACAGUAAGCAAGAAGCCGCUCCAGCACGCCGUCGAGCUCCAGAUCGACGACGCGCUUCUCGUUGCUCGCAUCACCGGCCGUCUGAUCCACCCUGCGUCUGGCCGCUCGUACCACAAGAUUUUCAAUCCACCCAAGCAGACCAUGACGGACGAUGUAACCGGUGAGCCGCUCAUCCAGCGAUCUGACGACAACGCGGACACCCUCAAGAAGCGUCUUGGCACGUACCACGCGCAGACGGCACCUGUUGUCGCCUACUACCAGAAGACCGGUAUCUGGAAGCCCAUCGAUGCCAGCCAAGAGCCUGGACAGGUGUGGAAGAGUUUGUUGAAGAUUGUUGAUGCAGACAAGACUUCGAUAGGCGGCAAGAGCGGCAGCCUGCUUAGCAAGAUUGGCUUAAAGAACUAAAUCGCGCCGCAAUGUUGGGGUAGAGGAGCGGAGACGAAGGCAGGGGCUGGGAGGCUUAGGAGGUGAACGACAUGCAUCUCUACUGGGAGAUGUAACUCGAAUGAAUUUUGGUCAAUGGCUCAACGUUUGGAACCGCAUGCUCGACACGUAAAAGUUAUGCGCUCGGCCUAGACAGGAGAGCUUUGGAUGCACAUAGGUAAUGGUACCCCGGGAUUCCCUUGUACUUGUAAAGAACGACUUUUUCUGGGUAUGGUGGCGGGCAUUGGCGGGGUGCAGUGUACUGUAUGUUUGGUUCUCUUUUGCUGUAUCUUGAUGUCUCGUCAAGCAGGGCAGAGAGGAGAAUGGAAUGCAUAAGUGACCUCUCAAC